This is a messenger RNA of Colletotrichum karsti, 798 nucleotides long. RefSeq names its product gmp synthase. The transcript has 2 exons. Bases 1 to 798 code for a protein of 265 amino acids. Lineage: Eukaryota; Fungi; Ascomycota; Sordariomycetes; Glomerellales; Glomerellaceae. Gene Ontology annotation, cellular component: nucleus; cytosol. The record is from RefSeq and is a predicted model, not a curated record.
AUGACGACCGUCCGGAGGCUCCGAAUCGCUAUUCUCUGCUGUUUCACAUUCCCCGAGCGCAUCACCAAAGAAAGGGGCGGCUUCGACGACAUUUUCGCCGCAUGGAUAUUCGCAGCGGUCGACGCCUACAACGGAAAAAGACCAAAAGACCAAGUCGCCGUCGAUUUCACUGGAUUUGAUGUGUUCGGCAAAGAUCAGUACCCGACUUCGCUGGAUGACAUCGAUGCUCUGAUUGUAACCGGUUCAGCUGCCUCGGCAUAUGACAAUGAGCCCUGGAUUCAUCGACUAGCUGCGUUCUUGCAAGAUACCUAUGAAAACAACCCGUCCGUGAAGAUAUUUGGAGGCUGCUUCGGUCACCAAAUCGUUUGUCAGGCACUUCUCGCCAAGGAAGGCGCACGAGUGUUCAAGAAUCCGAAUGGUUGGGAGAUUGGCGUGCAUGAAAUAGAUCUUACGCCCGAGUUUACGUCCUUCUUCUCAAGUCUUGACAAGAGCCGCAUUUCCUAUCAGUUUCUUCAUCAGGACAUAGUAGAGUCGGAACCGCUUUUCCCUAAGGGUUGGAUUCAAAUGGGCUCUUCAGCUCUUUGUAAGGUUCAGGGUCUUCUGUUGCCCGGACGGGUAUUGACAUAUCAGGGUCAUCCAGAGUUUGAUCGAUUCAUCACCAGAGAGAGCACUAUAGCAGUGAAAGAGGCUGGUUUGAUAUCGGAUAGUGAAAACAUGGAUGAGCUUUUUGAGCUGGUGGAAAAGGAUGAUACGAGGGCAUUGGCUGGAGAGAUGGUCGUUGAGUUUUUCAUGUCCUAG